Naegleria gruberi is the source of this 888-nucleotide messenger RNA. RefSeq lists its product as uncharacterized. The coding region runs from base 1 to 888 and encodes 295 amino acids. The transcript has a single exon. The record is from RefSeq and is a predicted model, not a curated record. Lineage: Eukaryota; Heterolobosea; Eutetramitea; Acrasida; Naegleriidae.
AUGAUCAAGUUGGGAUCAAACUCUUUUGUAAAAAGUGCUGUUCAAGCCUAUUCCUAUCACCAUAAUUUGGUCAUUAAACCUGAUGAUGUAUGGCUAGCUAUUUGUACUCAAUUUUCAAAUUAUGUGAAUGGAAAGUCAGAAGAAUUGAGAGGCAAAUUUGUAGACUUUGAUGGAAAGAAACAGCUAACAGUCUACGGUUCUGGUAAUUUAUUCUCGGCUGAUUAUGUUUCCCUCUCAUUGGAUAUGACCAAUCAAAUUGCACAGAAUAUUAAGGAUCCAAGCGUAAGAGAAUGGGUCAUGCCAGAUUUUACUACCACCACUGAGAAUGAUAGGAUGGUUGGAGCAGUGGUCCUUAUGGCUGCUAUGAAGAAUUACUUUGAUUACAAGUUUUCGUUGUGUUGUAACUUGCCAAGUGUUACAUUAUUGGGGGAGGUUGAGGACUGGGUUAAGAUUAGAGAAAGAGCUAAUAGAUUAUUGGAAUUUGACACAAAGGAAGGAUAUAUGGAACAAUGGUCUGCUUUGUUAUUCCCUGUUUUGGAUCAUUUUGUAGAAUCAAUCAAGGGAAAUCCCAAUAAGGAGUGGUGGAAUAGAGUAGCUCACAUUUCAGGCGGUGGAUCAGGUCCUCGUUAUUUGGGUGGAUGGAUUACAACUUUCUGUGUAUUUUCAGAGAAGGGAAUAUGGAGAGGAGAUUGUCAACCUGGUGCAUGGCCAAAGAUUGACUCACAAGAUAUUCCAAGAGGAUACGUCAAUGUUCCAAUUUUGGUCGAUGAUAAUGGCACAGAGUAUAAGACUGAAAUGUUUGCUGGACACAUGAUUUCUAAUGUGAUGGAAGAUGGAAAGACCAUUCAACCAAGAGUAGAUUGGGCUCUUUUCCAACUCAAUGAAUAA